This is a messenger RNA of Balaenoptera acutorostrata (minke whale), 795 nucleotides long. RefSeq names its product glutathione peroxidase 6 (gene GPX6). NCBI's taxonomy places the organism in Eukaryota, Metazoa, Chordata, Mammalia, Artiodactyla, Balaenopteridae. Gene Ontology annotation, molecular function: glutathione peroxidase activity. Gene Ontology annotation, biological process: response to oxidative stress. The transcript has 6 exons. The record is from RefSeq and is a predicted model, not a curated record.
AUGAAGGCAAAGAUUACGGUGAUGCAGCCACAAACCAAGGAGAGCCAUAAGCACAAGAAACUGGAUGAGGGGCUCAAAAGGAGCCGAGAUCCCUGGGGACCUGAGGCUCGCCUAGAACUCCUAGUCCAAGCCAUCCCGCAGUUCUGGGCCUGCUGUCUUUUCUCACUGUUCCUGGUCGGCUUCGCUCAGCCGACCCCGAAACAGCAACAGAUGAAGGUGGAUUGCUAUAAGGGGGUGACAGGCACCAUCUAUGAGUAUGGAGCUCUCGCCCUCAAUGGCGAGGAGUAUAUCCAGUUCAAACAGUAUGCGGGCAAGCAUGUCCUCUUUGUCAAUGUGGCCACCUAUUGAGGCUUGGCAGGUCAGUAUCCUGAACUGAAUGCACUACAGGAGGAGCUGAAGCCUUUUGGUGUGGUUGUGUUGGGCUUUCCCUGCAACCAAUUUGGAAAACAAGAACCAGCAAAAAACUCAGAGAUCCUUUUGGGGCUUAAGUAUGUACGUCCAGGUGGUGACUUUGUUCCCAAUUUUCAGCUCUUUGAGAAAGGGGACGUGAAUGGAGAAAAAGAACAGAAGGUCUUUAGCUUCCUGAAGAACUCCUGCCCUCCAACCUCUGAUUUUUUGGGCUCAUCAAGCCAACUCUUCUGGGAGCCCAUGAAGGUCCAUGACAUCCGCUGGAACUUUGAGAAGUUCCUGGUGGGGCCUGAUGGAGUCCCUAUCAUGCGCUGGUUCCACCGGGCUUCCAUCAGCACAGUCAAGUCAGACAUCCUGGAGUACAUGAAGCAGUUCAAAAGCAAAUAG